AUGUUCGUAAACCUUCACGGGCUCGGCAUUAUGAACGACUGUGAUAUCAUCAUCGUCAAAGCUCCGCCGCACCCGAGUGCUUCCAUUAUUUGCAUUUGCAUUGCUAUUGUCAGCGGCAGCAGAUGUUAG
Histoplasma mississippiense is the source of this 129-nucleotide messenger RNA. RefSeq lists its product with no specific name. NCBI's taxonomy places the organism in Eukaryota, Fungi, Ascomycota, Eurotiomycetes, Onygenales, Ajellomycetaceae. The record is from RefSeq and is a predicted model, not a curated record. The transcript has a single exon. Bases 1 to 129 code for a protein of 42 amino acids.